GGCGGCGGCGGCGGCCCGGCGGGCGGAGCGGCGCGGGCAUGGCCGCGCGCGGCCGGCGCGCCUGGCUCAGCGUGCUGCUCGGGCUGGUGCUGGGCUUCGUGCUGGCCUCGCGGCUGGUCCUGCCCCGCGCCUCCGAGCUGAAGCGAGCGGGCCCGCGGCUCCGCGCCAGCCUCGAGGGCUGCCGGGCCGGGCCGGGGGCGGCUUCCCAGGCCGGCGGCGCGCGCGGCGAUGCGCGGGGGUCACAGCUCUGGCCGAACGGCCCGGCCCCGGACGGCGGCCCACGGGACAGGAACUUUCUUUUCGUGGGAGUCAUGACCGCCCAGAAAUACCUGCAAACCCGCGCCGUGGCCGCAUACAGAACAUGGUCCAAGACAAUUCCUGGGAGAGUUGAAUUCUUCUCCAGCGAGGGCUCAGACACCUCGAUACCAAUCCCCAUAGUGCCGCUCCGGGGCGUGGACGACUCAUACCCGCCCCAGAAGAAGUCCUUUAUGAUGCUCAAGUACAUGCAUGACCACUACCUGGACAAAUACGAAUGGUUUAUGAGAGCAGACGAUGACGUGUACAUCAAAGGAGAUCGUCUGGAAAAUUUCCUGAGGAGUCUGAAUAGUAGCGAGCCUCUCUUUCUUGGGCAGACAGGACUGGGCACCACGGAAGAAAUGGGGAAACUGGCACUUGAGCCCGGAGAGAAUUUUUGCAUGGGUGGGCCUGGUGUGAUCAUGAGCCGGGAGGUGCUUCGGAGGAUGGUGCCACACAUUGGAAAAUGUCUCCGAGAAAUGUACACCACCCACGAGGACGUGGAGGUGGGAAGAUGUGUCCGGAGGUUUGCAGGUGUGCAGUGUGUCUGGUCUUAUGAGAUGCAGCAGCUUUUUUAUGAGAAUUAUGAGCAGAACAAAAAGGGUUACAUUAGAGAUCUUCACAACAGUAAGAUUCACCGAGCCAUCACAUUACACCCCAACAAAAACCCACCCUACCAGUACCGACUUCACAGCUAUAUGCUUAGUCGCAAAAUAGCUGAGCUUCGCCAUCGCACAAUCCAGCUCCACCGAGAAAUUGUCCUGAUGAGCAAAUACAGUAACACCGAGAUUCAUAAAGAAGAUCUGCAGCUGGGAAUUCCUCCUUCUUUUAUGAGGUUUCAGCCCCGCCAACGAGAGGAGAUUUUGGAAUGGGAGUUUCUUACUGGAAAAUACUUGUAUUCAGCUGCUGAUGGUCAGCCCCCUCGAAGAGGGAUGGACUCUGCCCAGAGAGAAGCCCUGGAUGACGUUGUAAUGCAGGUCAUGGAGAUGAUCAACGCCAACGCCAAGGCCAGAGGGCGCAUCAUUGAUUUUAAGGAGAUACAGUACGGCUAUCGUCGCGUCAACCCCAUGUACGGGGCUGAGUACAUCCUGGACCUGCUGCUCCUCUAUAAAAAGCACAAAGGCAAGAAGAUGACGGUUCCCGUGAGGAGGCAUGCAUAUCUACAGCAGACCUUCAGCAAGAUCCAGUUUGUGGAGCACGAGGAACUGGAUGCUAAGGAGCUGGCCAGCAGAAUUAACCAAGAAUCUGGAUCGUUAUCCUUUCUUUCAAAUUCCCUGAAGAAGCUUGUUUCAUUUCAGCUCCCUGGGUCAAAAAAUGAGCACAAAGAACCCAAAGAUAAAAAGAUAAACAUAUUGAUUCCUUUGUCUGGACGUUUUGAUAUGUUUGUGAGAUUCAUGGGAAACUUUGAAAAGACAUGUCUUAUUCCAAAUCAGAAUGUCAAGCUUGUUGUUCUGCUUUUCAAUUCUGACUCCAACCCUGACAAGGUUAAGCAAGUUGAACUAAUGAGAGAUUAUCGCAUUAAGUAUCCUAAAGCCGACAUGCAGAUUUUGCCUGUGUCUGGAGAAUUUUCCAGAGCACUAGCCCUUGAAGUAGGAUCUUCCCAGUUUAAUAAUGAAUCCUUACUCUUCUUCUGUGAUGUUGACCUUGUGUUUACUACAGAAUUCCUUCAGCGAUGUCGAGCAAAUACGGUUCUCGGCCAGCAAAUAUAUUUUCCCAUCAUCUUUAGCCAGUAUGACCCAAAGAUUGUUUAUAGUGGGAAAGUUCCCAGUGACAACCAUUUUGCCUUUACUCAAAAAACUGGCUUCUGGAGAAACUAUGGGUUUGGCAUCACUUGUAUUUAUAAGGGGGAUCUUGUCCGAGUAGGCGGCUUCGAUGUUUCCAUCCAAGGCUGGGGGCUCGAGGAUGUGGACCUUUUCAACAAAGUUGUUCAGGCGGGUUUGAAGACCUUCAGAAGCCAAGAAGUAGGAGUCGUCCACAUCCACCACCCUGUCUUCUGUGACCCCAAUCUCGACCCCAAACAAUACAAAAUGUGCUUGGGGUCCAAAGCGGCCACAUAUGGGUCCACACAGCAGUUGGCUGAAAUGUGGCUGGAAAAAAAUGAUCCAAGUUACAGUAAAAGCAGCAAUAAUAACGGCUCGUUGAGGACAGCCUGAUGCCCAGCUCUGCUGGAAAAGACACUUUUAAUUCUCUAAUUUAUUUUUAAAAAGUUUUUUGUAUGAUCAGUUUUUGAAGUCCAUACAAGGAUAUAUUUUACACAUGAUUUUCUCACAAAGGACUCCUUUAAGAUUAAGAUUGAGCUUUUUGAACAAAAAUGUGAUCAAUGUUUGCCUUUGAACACAUCUUGCUGAACAUUAUGUAGCAGGCCUGCUUAAUCAUGACUUGAAACCUGAUGAACAGAACUUUUUUUUACAUUUCCUUUACAAACUCCCUUUGCUACAGUCCCACGGCAGAAAACAUGGAUGCGCCUGCAAAGUAUUACCGUAACAGAACACGGUCACUCUGGCAAAUAUUCCGUUGUGUCUGUUACCAUUGCACAGAUUCUACCUUUUGUCUUUUUUACAAUGAUUUUUAUUUUUAAAAAAAAGCCAUUUCAUGUUUCAGUUGUAAAAUAAGGAAAUAUGGUCAUAGCUGUAUUGUUACCUUAGAAAAGCUUUCCAAAGUUGAUUGUUUCCCCCAAACUGUGCUUCCUGUGGUCUGUAGGUAUUACAGCGAGGGGAGUGAGGAAAGCAGAAUGCAUAUGGCCCUUCUAGUUGUACACACGAGCCGUCACUGGGUUGGCCUAAAUGGACCUGGCAAUAAAUUUCAAAAGGGAUUUGGUGUUAUUUCUCUUCCCGACCCUUCUCUUUAAAGGGUAAAAUAUUAAUAUUUAGAAUGGCAAAGAAGAAUUAUUGUAAUAAAUCUAAUGUAUGCAAGCUUAAAGAAAAAACACACCCUGAUGAAAACAUUGGGGAAAAACUUGUACCUGGUUUUGUUCACUUCAUCCUUCCUGUUUGUGUUAUGUUGAUGGAGGUGGUUAUUUCAUUCUUUAGUGACUGUUUUGUUUUCUCCUUUGUAUCUGAAGUACCUUUAAUUUAUUUAAUAUCCAUUGUUUCAAGCUCUGCCAUUUCUGGAGUACCUGUUAGUUAUUAGUAUUUAUGUGUAACAGGAGUGUGCACUCACUGUUCAGUAUGUUUUACUUGCAGUAAACUGAUCUCCAAAGAUUUCCUUUUGAAAACAUUCCCCUCAAUUUUUACAUUCCUUACCGUUUUACUAAGUAUUAAGUGUUCUUUGACAAUUUUGGUGCUCAUGUGUGUGGGAGGGGUACAGAAGUAAAAUGAAUCUGUCACUACAUCAGAAAGUUUGUUUUAAACUCACAGAUCAAAUGUGCCUUAAUGAAUUUUUUUUUCAUUUAGAUUUCAAACAGUGAUAGGAUUACCAUUUUAAUACAUGGCAUUGGAGAUCUGCUUAUUUGUAAAUAGCCUAUUGCUCAUUUGGAAAAAUAAACCAGUGAACAAUAUUUUUCUAUUGUA
Choloepus didactylus (southern two-toed sloth) is the source of this 3803-nucleotide messenger RNA. RefSeq names its product chondroitin sulfate synthase 1 (gene CHSY1). The record is from RefSeq and is a predicted model, not a curated record. The transcript has 3 exons. Lineage: Eukaryota; Metazoa; Chordata; Mammalia; Pilosa; Megalonychidae. Gene Ontology annotation, cellular component: Golgi cisterna membrane. Gene Ontology annotation, molecular function: glucuronosyl-N-acetylgalactosaminyl-proteoglycan 4-beta-N-acetylgalactosaminyltransferase activity. The coding region runs from base 39 to 2447 and encodes 802 amino acids.